GCCUGAUAAAACGGCAGAGGCUCUGGACGAGGAGGGCUGGCUACACUCGGGAGACCUGGGGAGACACGACCAGCACGAGUUUCUCUACAUAACAGGAAGGAUAAAGGAGCUGAUCAUAACUGCCGGUGGAGAGAACAUCCCUCCUGUGCCCAUUGAGGACGCACUAAAGGCUGAAGUCCCCAUCAUCAGCAACGCCAUGCUAAUCGGAGACAAGCUAAAAUUCUUGUCCAUGCUUCUCACGCUCAAAUGUGUUGUUGAUGAUAACGGUGAGCCUACAGAUGACCUGAGUCCAGAGGCUUUGGAGUUCUGCAGGCGAAAUAAUGUCACGGCAACCAAGGUCUCAGAGAUUCUAGCCAAUAAGGAGCCUGCGAUCUACCAAGCCAUCCAAGAGGGUUUUGAGCGUGUGAAUGCCAAAGCAACAUCCAGGGCCCAGAAUGUACAAAAGUGGGUGAUUCUAGAGCGAGACUUCUCCAUCUCUGGGGGAGAGUUGGGUCCCACUAUGAAACUCAGAAGGCCGAUUGUCGUCAAGAUGUACCAGGAAAAAAUUAAUGAAAUGUACGCAGCAGGAGACAAACCAUAACCCAAACAUUCACACAAGAGGAGGAAUUUAAGAGACGUUUCCUUGUGCCCAAACUUGGACAAUCUUAUAUUUAUAGGUGAUGUUUUGACCCACUUCUUAAAGGAAAUGUUUUAUGCGCAUGAGUGGAAGUGGUGAGUUUUUGCUGCUAUGUAAUUCUUUAAAAGUUGCAUCUCUGACUUGACGCUCAGUUUAACAGCUGUAUACUUUUUUUUGUAAAUAAACACCUAAACAAAGCCAAAUGUUUUUUAGAGCAAUAUUGUUAUGUUGGUGAAAUCAAUAUUACUUCCAUAAUCGAUAAUAUCAAAGUAAAGCCAUUUGCUCUGCCCACAGUGGUAUUUUUUAUUUAUUUUGGAUUUUUAUGAACAGUGAUUUCAUGAUGAUGACUAUGUGUUUUGAAUUAUAGAAUUCAUACAAUCAUAAUUAGUCAUAUUUAAAUUACUCUUGUGCAUAUAAAAGCUCCACUAAUAUGCGCUCCCCAUGUAUAGUUUGAGAAAUGUAUAUAUUACUA
Molecule: messenger RNA, 1088 nt
Organism: Boleophthalmus pectinirostris (great blue-spotted mudskipper)
Lineage: Eukaryota; Metazoa; Chordata; Actinopteri; Gobiiformes; Gobiidae
Product: long-chain-fatty-acid--CoA ligase ACSBG2-like
Exons: 4
Coding region: 197-580 (127 amino acids)
Source: RefSeq, a predicted model, not a curated record